Sinocyclocheilus rhinocerous is the source of this 884-nucleotide messenger RNA. Its product is annotated as aquaporin-9-like. Gene Ontology annotation, molecular function: glycerol channel activity; water channel activity; urea transmembrane transporter activity. Lineage: Eukaryota; Metazoa; Chordata; Actinopteri; Cypriniformes; Cyprinidae. Bases 89 to 736 code for a protein of 215 amino acids. Gene Ontology annotation, cellular component: basolateral plasma membrane; plasma membrane. The record is from RefSeq and is a predicted model, not a curated record. The transcript has 5 exons. Gene Ontology annotation, biological process: glycerol transmembrane transport; water transport.
AAAACUUUCUUGUCUAUAUCAUGUGUGAACAUAUAACACACAUUUCCAGUCUUACAGCGGUCACCUGAACCCCGCCGUGUCUCUGGCCAUGGUCAUCCUGGGGAAGCUGAAGAUCUGGAAGUUCCCCAUCUACGUGACGGCGCAGAUGUUGGGCGCAUUUGUCGGAGCGGCUGCAGUCUUUGGAUUGUAUUACGAUGCCUUCAUGGACUUCACCAGCGGGAUCCUGUCGGUCACAGGAAUUAACGCCACAGGACACAUCUUCGCCUCGUACCCAGGCAGACACCUGACGGUCCUGGGCGGAUUCGUGGAUCAGGUGGUGGGGACGGGAAUGCUGGUCCUCUGUAUUCUGGCGGUUGUGGACGGCAGGAACAUGGGUGCUCCUCGAGGCGUGGAGCCGCUGGCUGUGGGUCUGAUCCUGCUGGGCAUCAGCGUCUCCAUGGGGCUGAACUGCGGUUACCCUCUGAACCCCGCCAGAGACCUGGGCCCGCGCCUCUUCACCGCCGCCGCUGGGUGGGGCAUGGAGGUGUUCAGCACUGCAGAUUACUGGUGGUGGAUCCCUGUUGCCGGGCCGUUGGUAGGGGGCGUCGCCGGUGCUGUGAUCUACUUCCUGUUGAUUGAGCUUCAUCACUCCAACCACAACGACAAAUCUCACAAAGAACCUGAGGAAGAGGAGGAUGAGGAGGAAGAUGAGGACAGCAGCCUGAAGGACAAAUACGAGAUGAUCAACAUGAGCUAGAAACCCAAGACCAGUAAAGUCCUGUUGUGACCAAGUAAAGCCGGUAAACUCAUUUUCAUACACCGUUUACAGGAGUAAACUCAUCAGUGACAUCAGCGACCUUCAUCCACCUCAUUUAGACACUUCACAACUCAAAUAAUUAACGGCU